AGCUGCGCGUCCAUUGGCUGUUUGGCGGGGCUACGCGGGCGGGGCUACGCGGAAAGGCCUGACCACGCAGUGAUUGGGUCUGUGCUGCUGGCUUCGGGUUGUGGCUGAGGCCGGUCUCCGCUCCAGGGCCCGGGAAGAUGGUGCUAGGUGGUUGCCCGGUUAGUUACUUACUUCUGUGCGGCCAGGCGGCUUUGCUGCUGGGGAAUUUACUUCUGCUGCAUUGUGUGUCUCGGAGCCACUCGCAAAAUGCGACCGCUGAGCCUGAGCUCACAUCCGCUGGCGCCGCUCACCCGGAGGGCCCCGGGGGUGCUGCGAACUGGGAAUAUGGCGACCCCCACUCUCCGGUCAUCCUCUGCUCUUACCUACCUGAUGAAUUUAUAGAAUGUGAAGACCCAGUGGAUCAUGUUGGAAAUGCAACUGCAUCCCAGGAACUUGGUUAUGGUUGUCUCAAGUUUGGCGGUCAGGCCUACAGCGACGUGGAACACACUUCAGUCCAGUGCCAUGCCUUAGAUGGAAUUGAGUGUGCCAGUCCUAGGACCUUCCUACGAGAAAAUAAACCUUGUAUAAAGUAUACCGGACACUACUUCAUAACCACUUUACUCUACUCCUUCUUCCUGGGAUGUUUUGGCGUGGAUCGAUUCUGUUUGGGACACACUGGCACUGCAGUAGGGAAGCUGUUGACACUUGGAGGACUUGGGAUUUGGUGGUUUGUUGACCUUAUUUUGCUAAUUACUGGAGGGCUGAUGCCAAGUGAUGGCAGCAACUGGUGCACUGUUUACUAAAAAGAGCUGCCGUCAUGGCCCAGGGAGGCAGGUGAAAGCUCUGUCUUCUGAAUUCAUCUCUACAGGCUCAAAACUCUUCUUUGAUAUCAGACUUGAUGUUAUUUUUCCUCUUUGGAGGGCAUUUGUUUGGUUAAGAAGGCUUGUUCAGACUUUGGAAUUUCAAACCAGAUUUUACCUUGCAGACGAAAUGACAAGCAAGAAGUAUUGUGGGAAUCAAAUUUUUUUCCUUUCCUCAUGCACAAAACGUAAAGGAUAGUGACAAGUUUAUAAGCUGUGGAUGGGUUUCCAUAGUCUUCCUUUCUGUGCAUUGCUAUAUCUUCAGUCCUUUGGAGCAAGCGGAUCCAACAAGUUGAGCAAAGUGAAUAUUUGUAUCCACGUUCCUCUUGUGACCCUGAGUCUUCAUGCAAGGGGAACUGAAGCUGAACAAUGAAAAUCUUCAGCAGAAAUAGAAAUGGCCAUGGAUUGUAAUACACACUGAAAUUCUGACUUUCUGAAUUUAAAUGCAGAAUAAAUUUUGCCAACCUGGAGUACUGUAUGAGUAUUUUCAGUAGGGGGAGUAAACUCAAAAUUAUAUUUGUUUUGCAGAAACCUAGUCAUUUGAAAUGAGCCCUCUUGUGUCUCCAUUAUGUUCCAGAGACAGUAUAUGCAGUGCGAUAAUUUCAAUAUUCCAAUUAUAUUUUGAAAGCCAGCGGCAUCAGAUGUGUGAAUUGAGCUAUUCCUCCUGGCAGAGUUGUCCAGUCUAAAAAUCAGCAUUUACCAGCCCAUGUUGUAAAUUAGCAUUUACCAGCCCAUGCUAAUAAAAUUAAGAUUUCAUACAUGUUUCCAUAAAACUAUUAUUCGUGAUUAGGUGAGAUAAAGCAAGGAGCCUUAUGCCUUUGAAAAGAAAAACACACUUCUACUAAAUUAGGACAUGAUUUAUGGGAGCAAAGAGAAACUUAGCACAUUCUCUCAAAAAGCAUGGUACUAAAGCUCUCCCUGUGGGCUGCAGCAAUCAGAGAUACAGCCACACUUCUGCAUUCCCAAAUCACCAGGAAUAAAAGGAAAUGUUCCAAAUUGUAAGUGGUUUUAAAAACUCGGUUCCCAUCCUUUGCAAUCUAAGUUGAAAAGAACUGUUAAAUAUAAAAUCAAAAGUGGGUAGUGUGGCCAACUCAGUGGAAGAGGCUGUUACUCAGAAUAACUUAAAAAUUCUAGGAACAAGGUAGAACUCACUCACAGUUUACCUCAUAAUAAUUGAAUUUAAAACCAGAUAUCACAGUUAAAGUAACUUCCCUGGAUACAUUCUAUCAUUUUGUGGCUUUCCUAAGAAUUUCUUGCUUUAUCAUUUCCUGAUCACUGUUUUUACAUUAUUAAAGGUGGCAAUUUUCUGUAAAAAAUUUAAAACAGAUGAUCCUAUUCUGUCUUGAAAGUUCUGUACCACACUGACCUUAACCUUGCUUAUCACAUAACAAUUGGUAAACUUUUAAUUCAUAAUCUCUAUACCCUAAGACAGUAUUUAUUAAAUUUUUAUGGGUCAUGAAGAAACUAGACUCUCCCCAGAAAUAUGCGCAUACACAGAUUUUACAUAGAAUUUAAAGGGGUUCGUCUACAUAAUUUAUGCAUGAAACAAAAUUGUACUGGUACCCCAUAAAUUUAUACAAAUAAAACAAUUUAAGGGAGUUCAAGAAUGCCAUAUAUCUAUUUAAAAAAAAAAAAA
Piliocolobus tephrosceles (Ugandan red Colobus) is the source of this 2475-nucleotide messenger RNA. RefSeq names its product TM2 domain containing 2 (gene TM2D2). The record is from RefSeq and is a predicted model, not a curated record. Bases 138 to 782 code for a protein of 214 amino acids. The transcript has 4 exons. Lineage: Eukaryota; Metazoa; Chordata; Mammalia; Primates; Cercopithecidae.